Salvelinus sp. IW2-2015 is the source of this 1842-nucleotide messenger RNA. Its product is annotated as protein Wnt-11. The record is from RefSeq and is a predicted model, not a curated record. The coding region runs from base 143 to 1198 and encodes 351 amino acids. Gene Ontology annotation, cellular component: extracellular region. Gene Ontology annotation, molecular function: cytokine activity; frizzled binding. NCBI's taxonomy places the organism in Eukaryota, Metazoa, Chordata, Actinopteri, Salmoniformes, Salmonidae. Gene Ontology annotation, biological process: cell fate commitment; canonical Wnt signaling pathway; neuron differentiation. The transcript is spliced from 5 exons.
UCUUAUAGUAGGGCCAUACCUCCAGACUCAUAGGCUAAAUAAAACGAUACUAUCACUGAAUAAUCACAUCGGACUACUAAAGGAGUCGUUUGGAGCUUAAUUUUUGUACAUUUUAGGCAGAGGAUUCACACAUUUGUUUACAAUGAAAUUCCACAUGGAUUUAUUUCUAUUGACAUUUAUUGUGAACGCGAACGGCUCUGCUGGUAUAUAUUGGCUUGGACUUACUGUAAAUGGGAGUUCUUUAGGCUGGAAUCAAACUAAUCAUUGCAAGCUGCUAGACGCGUUGGCCCAUGAGCAAUUGCAACUUUGUCGGCGAAAUCUUGAGUUGAUGCACAGUAUUGUCCACGCCGCCAAGAUGACCAAAAAUACAUGUCAGAACACCUUCGGUGACAUGCGGUGGAACUGUUCCUCUGUUGAAAAAGCCCCUCGUUUUACACCAGAUUUAGCAAAGGGCACCAGGGAGUCUGCGUUUGUGUUCUCACUAGCUUCUGCCGUAGUGAGUCACUCCAUCGCCAGAGCCUGCUCUUCUGGAGAGCUCCCCAGCUGCUCGUGCGCCCCAGCCCCUGCUGAACAGGCCGGMCCCGACUUCAAAUGGGGAGGAUGUGGCGAUAACCUGCGCUAUGGUCUCCAAAUGGGAUCUGCCUUUUCUGAUGCACCGAUGAGAAACAGCAGAUCUGGCUCUCAGCCGUUCAGACUAAUGAACUUGCACAAUAAUGCAGUUGGAAGACAGGCACUUAUUGAUGCCCAGGAGACCAAUUGCAAAUGCCAUGGGGUGUCUGGGUCCUGCUCUGUCAAAACAUGUUGGAAGGGCCUCCAUGAUAUUAAUCACAUUGCCAUGGAUCUCAAAUCCAAGUACCUGUCUGCCACCAAGGUGAUCCAUCGUCAUCUUGGGACAAGGAAGCAGUUGGUCCCCAGAGAGUUGGAUUUUCGACCAGUGAGAGAGAGUGAUUUGGUCUACCUGAUCAGCUCUUCGGAUUACUGCACACACAAUGAGAAACAUGGCUCACUCGGCACACAGAACAGGCAGUGCAAUAAGACAUCCAACGACAGUGGGAGUUGCAAUAUAAUGUGCUGUGGUCGCGGCUACAAUGCCUUCACUGAGAGGAUUGUGGAGAGAUGCCAGUGCAAGUACCACUGGUGCUGCUAUGUCACCUGCAAGAGGUGUGAAAGGACAGUGGAGAGAUAUGUAUGCAAAUAAACUUUGCAUAGAGACAAUUGAGUGAACAUGAAGCACUAUUUUAACCACKAUAUCUUGUCAAGCUGUGCUGGCCCAGGUCACCUGACCUGACUCCCCGUGUAGUAGUACGUAGUCUGCAGGCUACAGUACAAUAAAAAACAAGAGGAACAACUCACAUACAAUACCAAAGAUAAGCAGAUGGAUCUGGACUCCUCUGUUACCUGUUUUAAAGAGACUGGAGGAGGGCACUACUGUGAAAAAUAUUGUGUUACUUGAAGAGAAAAUGUGAUUGAUUGGGAGCUGUUAGCUAUUCAUGCUUGAUUAGUAAUAUGUUCCUCAAUAGAAGAUUAGUUGAAUUGAUGACAUAGGAGGUACCCUAAAUGCAAACCGUCCAGUCAGCUUUAAGUUGUUCAACUGACACUGAAAAGCUUUUAAUAAUUUACAUCUUACUCAUUAACUAAAUUGCCAAUGAGAGGAUGAAUAGCUGAUGGAUCUAAUUUGAAUGUCCAUUUUAGUCAAAAGCGGCUAAUGCCAUAUACUCCUCAGUUUAGGUACAUUCUGAUCAUAGGCAUACAGAAUACAUUUUAGCUGUAUUUUUUGUUUUUAUUAAUACAUUAGGCCUGUUGAUGUACAUAAGUGCAAUUUUAUAUUUAUUUCUAUUAAAA